AGAGAGAGAGAGAGAGAGAGAGAGAGAGAGAGGAAGAAGAGAGAGAAGAAGAGAGAGAAGGAGAGAGAGAAAGAGAGAGAGAGAGAGAGAAGGAGAGAGAGAAAGAGAAGAAGAAGAGAGAGAAGAAGAAGAGAGAGAAGGAGAGAGAGGGACCAUUAUUUACUCUGUAACUCCAUAACUAUUCUAAUGAUGGAAGGUUGUACCUGGUGCAUAGUACCUCUGACUUUAUUCUGUCUGCUUCUCUUCAUCUCUGUGUGUCUCAAUCUCACCCUCUGCAUUCUGAGACACAGGGACACCAGACACAAAGCAGACAAUGAGGAGUUUCUCAACCAACAGCAUUAUCCAAGAGAGAGAUUGGAGGAGGAAGAGGAGGAAGAGGAGAAUCAGCAGCAGGAGAAUCCCAUCUAUGGAAACAUCACUAUAGACUUGUGCUAUGAAUCCAUGACCAAUCAACGUUCCAGAAAUGACAGAAAGCCUGCGCCCCAGCCCCAACAACAACCUGACCUGAACUAUGCUUCUCUUGACCUGAACGUGGGACAGAUACCCAAGAAGAGGAAGCGUCGCUACCAGCAGGCCCAGGCCCAGGCCCAGGCCCUGCCCGAGUCCCAGAUGGGUGGGGGUUUCCUGGAAAUAGAUGCGGAAAUGGAGGCCUCCCUCCCCUCACGGAGUAGCAGCCCUCUGGCUUCUAGAAACAGCAUCUAUCUCAACAGUCUACAGAUGGCACUACAGACAGAGGAGAGGGAAUAAGAGAGAGUCAAGGGGAGGGAGAUGGAGGAGGAUAGAGAUUGGGAUGGAGACAGGAAGUGAGGAGAGGGGGAGAAAGAAACAGUAGGUUGUGAUGGAGGGAUGGAGACUGGAAGUGAGGAGAGGGGCAGAAAGAUACAGUAGAUUGUGAUGGAGGGAUGGAGACAGGAAGUGGGAGAGGGGCAGAAAGAUACAGUAGGUUGUGAUGGAGGGAUGGAGACAGGAAGUGGGAGAGGGGCAGAAAGAUACAGUAGGUUGUGAUGGAGGGAUGGAGACAGGAAGUGGGAGAGGGGCAGAAAGAUACAGUAGGUUGUGAUGGAGGGAUUGAGACAGGAAGUAACAUGUGACUGGGGUUAGAGGUUAGGGAGGAAGACCAACGGUCCUAAAUGUGAACUCAAGAACUCAAUUAGGCAGAGAGAGCGAGAAAGAGAGGGAGGGAGAGAGACAAAGAGAAUGAGAGAGAGAGAGAGAACUUGUGUUUAUUUUUUUAUUUUUUGUAUUUAACCUUUAUUUAACUAGGCAAGUACAGGUAGACAAACAUAUUAACCUACUUUAACCUCUAGCCAAUAUGUUACAAUCAGACAUUAUAGAGAAAGGGGCUCCCACUGCAUAAACUGCAGAUAUGUAUAUAUUAUUAUUAUUAUUAUUAUAUAUUUUUAUUAUUAGUAGUGUUCGUAUAUACAGUGUACAGUGCAUUCGAAGAGUAUUCAGACCCCUUGACUUUUUCCACAUUUGGUGACGUUACAGCCUUAUUCUAAAAUUAAUUUUUAAAAAACAAUUCCCCUCAUCAAUCUACAAACAAAAGCUCAUAAUCACAAAGCAUAAACAGUUUUUUAGGAUUUUUUUUUUAUACAAAUGUAUUAAAAAUAAAAAUCUGAAUAUCACAUUUACAUAAGUAUUCAGACCCUAUAAUCAGUACUUUGUUGAAGCACCUUUAGCAGCGAUUACAGCCUUGAGUCUUCUUGGUUAUGACGCUACAAGCUUGGCACACCUGUAUUUGGGGAGUUUCUCCCAUUCUUUUCUGCAGAUCCUCUCAAGCUCUGUCAGGUUGGAUGGGAGGGCG
Messenger RNA from Salmo salar (Atlantic salmon), 1807 nucleotides. RefSeq lists its product as uncharacterized. The record is from RefSeq and is a predicted model, not a curated record. Lineage: Eukaryota; Metazoa; Chordata; Actinopteri; Salmoniformes; Salmonidae. Gene Ontology annotation, biological process: negative regulation of receptor recycling; positive regulation of T cell receptor signaling pathway. Gene Ontology annotation, cellular component: T cell receptor complex.